AUGGACACGAUAACGAAGGAAAUCCAGAAGCAGCAUCCGUGGACUCUACUCUUUGCCGAUGAUGUCAUGCUCGCGUCGGAGUCUCGAGGUGAUCUUCAGAAACAAUACCUUGGAUCCAAAGUGACUUCCACAGGCGACAUUGAUCAAGAAGGUCGAGCACGUGUUAAUGCGGCAUGGAUGAAAUGGAAAAUGGCAACAGGCGUACUGUGCGACAGGAAAGUCCCUGUUCGACUGAAGUGGAAGAUCUACAGGACGGUUGUGCGUCUUGUUGCCCUUUACGGAUGCAAGUGCUGGCCGACGACGAACGCCUUGGAAAGAGUGUUACACGCUAUGGAGAUGCGGAUGUUAAGGUGGACAAUAGGUGUAACGCUAAAAGAGAAAGUAUCCAACGACACUGUGCGCUCCAUCUUCGGCGUCGUUCCGAUAACUGAGAAGAUGAAGGAGGCCCGACUGAGAUGGUUCGGUCACGUCUUGCGGCGAGAGGAAGAUUCUGUGGCCCAAACCGCACUGAAGCUCGACGUUUCAGGAGCGAGGCCGCGUGGGAGGCCAAGGAUUCGCUGGUUAGACCGUGUGAAGCUAGAUAUGAUAGAUGCACCUUUGUGUACGGCUGAUGCAAUGGAUAGAACCAAAUGGAAGACAAGAAGCAGAAAAGCGGACUCUGCAACAACGCGGGACAAACGCUAG
Molecule: messenger RNA, 684 nt
Organism: Necator americanus (New World hookworm)
Lineage: Eukaryota; Metazoa; Nematoda; Chromadorea; Rhabditida; Ancylostomatidae
Exons: 2
Coding region: 1-684 (227 amino acids)
Source: RefSeq, a predicted model, not a curated record